AUGCUUAACAUUUGUCUAAGUGGAUUUGAUUCAAAAGAGAAGACUACUCUGUCAACAUUUAUUGAGGAACUCUCCGAUAUAGGAUUCAAACAGUCUCAAGGCAUGACUUUCUAAGUUAAUGUUUUGGUGUGUAAUUCUGCUUUUUAGUCAGAUAAAUAUAAAGUAGCAAAAAGACUAGAUGUUGAUGUUGUAAAUAAAGAGUGGAUCUAUAAUUGUUAUAAUUAACGCUAAAAACUAGAUACAAAAAAAUAUUUACUUAAACCAUUCAGAAAUAUCAAAUUGGCGCUAUUAGGUUUUAUGAAGAGUGAACUCGAUAAAUUAAAAGAAUUUAUAGUUAAAAAUGAAGGCGUUGUUGAAUCAGAUAUCAAUCAAUCCGAUCUUGUAGUCUUUAAAAAAGGCUCUUAAUUUGAGUUCGAAUUAAAGAAUUGCACAAAGUGUUUAGUAGAUUCCGACUGGAUUAUGUAAUGUUAUGAAAGAGCUGAAUUCGUGCCUACCCAAUACUUCCAAUAUAAUUAGUAGAAAUUGAAUGCAAGAGAAUUACUAGAGAAUUUAUAAGGAAGUGGUGUGUUGGAGGCAUUAAAAAAAGUGCAACUUUCCGAAUAUUGUUAUCUCACCAAUUGUGUGAUUUAUAUUGCUGUUAAGGAUGACAAUCUCAAAAGGAUAAUAUCACAAUUGAUUUCAGCUGGAGACGGGUUCUAUGUCAACACUCUCCUCCCCAUUGUUACUCAUGUGAUCUACUUAUAGGGAUGUAGUGAGGAAGUCAAUCAAUAGAUAUAUUAAGUUAUUCACCCUAUGUGGCUUUGUGAAUGUUUUAGAUUAAGACGAAGGUUGAGAGAAGAUGAAUAUUAAAUCAGAAUUAAAUCUUCCUUUGAAUAGACUGCUGUGAAUAGUUUUGCAGCUAGUCAAGAGGAAAUUCAAAGAGAUUAGUUUGUAUUUGGUAAGAUCCCUGACUCGAGAGCUUUCGGAGAAGAAAAUAAUAACACUUCGAAAUUCGGACUUAAAUCUUAGUCAUUUAGCAACAAUAAUAGCAAUAUGUUGGCAUUCAAUAGAUUCUCAAAUAAUACUGCAAAAAAAACCAAGUUAUUUGAAUAAUGCUAAAUAUUUGUUUUUGAUCAUCCAACUCUUGAUAAGGCUGUUCUUUCGUUAUUGAAUGAUAAUGGAGCAUUAGUCGAAAGAUUAACCUAUCCAAUGAAAGUCAAGGUUUCGAAUCUAAAGAUUAGCAAAUCUAAGGCUGUGCUAAUCUUUUUAUUGCCUGAUCAUGAAUAAUGUAAAGAAACAACUUAGAUCAUUGAAAAAGAUUGCAAAGUACAAUCCAUAAAGUAUUACAGUUAUAGAUGGGUUAAUUAUUGUUUAGAGAAGAAUCUUUUGGAACUUUAAGUGGUCAAUAAAAAAUUAUAUCAUCUAUAGCCUACGAAUUAAUAAACACCUACUCAAAUCCUAAAGAACAAAUUAAUAUAUGUUACAACAAAGGAUAUCAAUCAAAAAGUAGUUUUUAAGGAACUGGCUAAAAUAGUCACAGGCAAAUUUCCAGAAUAUAAAUUAUCAGAAUUAGAUUAUUAUGUCUCAGAUAAACAAGGAAAGAAGUUUAAAUAAAUAUUAGAUAUAAAUAGAGGUGGUAGGUUAAUGAAUUAAAUUGAGAUCAAAGAUAUUGAUUGGUUGUUAUAGUAAUAUAUUAAAUAAUAAAAUCAAUGA
Molecule: messenger RNA, 1692 nt
Organism: Paramecium tetraurelia
Lineage: Eukaryota; Ciliophora; Oligohymenophorea; Peniculida; Parameciidae
Exons: 2
Biological process (GO): mitotic DNA replication checkpoint signaling; DNA replication initiation; mitotic G2 DNA damage checkpoint signaling
Source: RefSeq, a predicted model, not a curated record